This is a messenger RNA of Paramuricea clavata, 2684 nucleotides long. Lineage: Eukaryota; Metazoa; Cnidaria; Anthozoa; Malacalcyonacea; Plexauridae. The record is from the annotation of a GenBank genome assembly.
GAAAAUCGCCAAAUCGGACUUAGUCUUCCUUUUUGUGUUUUCAUUUUCAUUUUCUUCAGAAAACCUUGCCAAAUCAGCGUCGGAAACAUGAACAAAAUGUCGAGAAGUUGCCAUAUUGUAUAUUCAAAACAGAAACGGCAAAAUGGCGGGAAUUAGCGUGGGUCCCGCGCGAGACGUUCCCGCGCAAGAUAUGAUUUCAUAUUUCACUAUAGUGAAAUACGGAAAAUAUCAGUGGCGUAUUUUACGGUAUUUUACUCAUAUCCAUAUAAUAAAAACUUAUAUCGUACACAUUAGAAAUCAGGACGAAUUCUGUAUCCGAUUCACAGAGAUUGAUUAAACAUUCAUUUCAGUCUUAUAAUAUGAUUCUCUUACAGGCAUAUUUCCUUAGCCUGGAGGAGAGGAGAAAUAUCAUUAUCGUCGUUAUGUCUGUGGCAGCAACGGGUACACUACUCAACUUCGUUGUAAUCAUUGCCAUGGCUAUCGAUCCUUUCAAAAUACUUCGCAAAGGACCAUGGGUAAACAUUCUGAACCUGGCAAUUGCCGACUUAAUUUCAUGCAUAUCGGGUUUCUGUCUCUGGGGAGGUGUAGUUUAUGCAUAUAACAACGAGGUAUACGUGUUCAGCAAUUUCGGCUGGGGUUUUGGUGUUUCCGCCUCGUUCCUAUGGUUGACAUUUCUCUCUGUACAAAUUUUCGUAAUCACAAAAUUUCCGCUCAAAAGUCGCUAUUGGUUCACCACUAUAAAGAUCGUAUUGGUUGGCAUGGCAGUUUGGCUCUUCGCAUUUUUAUUGGGUUUCACUCACAUCACCUACAGUUUCCAUUUGCCAUCAACGAUGAGUUUAAAAAUUUGGACAGCUAGUUUUGGCGUACUACUAAUCGCACUUGUCGUUCAAAUAGUCUUGAAUAUCCAAGUUGCGGUCGAGAUAAUUCGAAGUGGACGAAGCACUGGAAAUCCUCAAAAUGCCAAGCACAAGAAUAUCGCAAAGACUGUGAUCAUUCUUACACUGAUUCUCUUCCUCACUGUCUUUCCUUAUUUCUUAUUGAAACUACUAGAGUUUUUGGUAAGACAGGGAUACUUUAGUUCAGAUAAAACCGCCGUAGUAAUGUAUUACCUCUCUUACUGCCAUGCACCAAUUGCCAUGCUAAAUUUUGCGGCUAACCCAAUUCUGUAUGCCCUACGUCUACCCGAUUACAGGAAAACUUUGCUCGCUUUCGUUGGUAAAACCAGGAGUCGUUUUCCGAGGCCGAUAAACGCAGAACAGGUCGUCACAGUUAACAAACACGUUCUCCUUGAAAAGUCAAAGAGAAAGAGCGUCGACUAUGUCUGAAAAAAGUGAAAGGCACUCUGACUUGAAAGAGCUACCUAUUCCCUCCAACACUGAUCCAACACUUAUAAAAUCACAAUACAUGCUAUAUUUCAAAACGACCACUGCUGACCAAUAGACAUGUUCAGAAAAUGAUUUUGAAUUUAAAGUAUCCACAGAUCAAGUAUAGUCAAGAUCAGAAUAUAGAUUAGUCUUUAAAUAUUAAUAAAUUUAAGAAAACGGAUUCUGAAAAGGUUUGCGUAGUGUAUACAUCCUGUUCUUUUACAAAUUAGUUGGAGUUAGGGACCGGUCAUUAAUAAUGGGAGGGGGGCGGUGGGUGAUAAAUACCAAAUAUUGAACUUUUUUAGAGCCGCCCCCAAUCGCAAGGCCUUUAUUUUCAGGACGCCCCCACCCUCAUCUAGAAAAAUUAGGACCUCCCCCCUCCAACAUUUAGUUCGUUACAUUUUUUGGUGUAAAAUAAGUAAUGGGACAAGUACUGGGGACCAGUAUUCAAAAUGGUUGUUAUUUACUUCGACUCCUAUGGUGAACUGCAUAUACGUAAUAAACUAUGGAAACUACGAUUAUAGGAACUAAAAAAGGUUUAAAUAUUUUGAAAAUGAGUAGGAACGUAUUAAAAAAUUGGGGUUGCCCCUUGCGACAUAUUUUUCAGUUUGAGGCCGCCCCCAAUUCAGGCAAAAGUGAGUUGAAGCCGCCCCCCUUUUCUCACCCACCGCCCCCUCCCCCCUCCCAUUAUUAAUGACCGGUCCCUUGAUUGUCAAAACAGGCCUUUCUAACGGCAUGUUAAUUAAUAUGCGCAGUAGCGGCUCAUUUUCAGAUCUUUAUCGUAGGUGAAAACGUGCCUUACUACACAUGAACAACUUACAGUGAGACUACAAAAUUUCAUCUGGACGUUUUAUCAAUAUAUUUCAUAAACGUGUUCUAUCGAUAUCAUUGGAUAAAUUAUUGAUUUGACACCCAAAGUAUGACACAAAAAUAAAAUUAUCACAAAGUUAAUGGCUUUUUGCAGUUUUUUUUCAUCCCUAUCUGACUUGUAUGUGCGUUCUCUAAAUUUAAAAGUCAAACAAAUUUCCAAAGUGGUCGCUUCCUUUCCUCUUCUAAGCACUUUUCCAAUAGGCAAUUCAAAAACCUAAUUUUGACUCUUUUCCAUUGGAAAACACCUUUCCAUUGGAAAGGACCCUUGAACAGCAUUUGCAUGAACAAGCACAUUAUACAACAGCAGUAUUUUGAAAGUUUGGCCGCCAUAUUGGUGAACAAAUUUAGCGCAAUUCUGAACAGCAAUUAAUGCUUCCACAAUAUAUAACACAUUAUUUCACACUUGUGAAAACAGUGGUUACGAACUGUGCAGUAGUAAUUCAAAGCUGU